Molecule: messenger RNA, 1376 nt
Organism: Alexandromys fortis (reed vole)
Lineage: Eukaryota; Metazoa; Chordata; Mammalia; Rodentia; Cricetidae
Gene: Klf1
Product: KLF transcription factor 1
Exons: 3
Coding region: 1-1083 (360 amino acids)
Biological process (GO): regulation of transcription by RNA polymerase II
Molecular function (GO): DNA-binding transcription factor activity, RNA polymerase II-specific; RNA polymerase II cis-regulatory region sequence-specific DNA binding
Source: RefSeq, a predicted model, not a curated record
AUGGCCGCAGCUGAGACUGCCUUGUCCUCUGUCAGUACACUGGCCACGCUGGGCCAGUUCCUGGACACCCAAGAGGACUUCCUCAAGUGGUGGCGCCCCGACGAGACACAGGAUUUGGGCCCGGGUCCCCCGGAUCUCACGGGACCAUCCCUUCACGUGAGUCUGAAAUCGCAGACCCCUCACGGAGAGGACGAGGACGAUGAGAGGGACGUGACCUGUGCCUGGGAUCCGGAUCUUUUCCUUACCAACUUCCCAGGUCCCGAGCCGCCAGGCACUCCCCGGACCUGUGCUCUGGUGCCCAGCGGGGCUCCGGUGGCACAGUACGCGGCGCCCGAGGCUCUGGGCGCCUAUGCAAGUGGCCCAGGGUUGGUGGCCGGGUCUUUGGGCUCCGAGGAGCACACGGGCUGGGCGCACUCCGCCCCGCGAGCCCCAGCCCCUGAGCCCUUCGUGGCCCCUGACCUGGCCCCGGGAUCUGUGCCCAAGGCGCAGCCUGCAUUCUCCGAUUCGCGAGCGGGCUCGGCAGGCGGUUUCUUCCCGCGGGCCGGGCUCGGGGUGCCCACGGCUCCCAGCGCCCCCUACGGGCUGCUGUCAGGGUACCCUGCGCUGUACCCCGCGCCACAGUACCAAGGGCAUUUUCAGCUCUUUCGCGGGCUCACGGCGCCUUCUGCCGGCCCCGCCGCGCCCCCUUCCUUCCUGAAUUGUCUGGGGCCCGGCGCGGUGGGCACAGAACUCGGGGCCACCGCGCUCGCGGGAGACGCAGGCUUGACCCCGGGAGCCGCGCCGCCCAAGCGCAGCCGGCGAGCUUUGGCACGAAAGAGGCAAGCGGCACACACCUGCGGGCACCAGGGCUGCGGAAAGAGCUACACCAAAAGCUCGCACCUGAAGGCGCACCUGCGCACGCACACAGGAGAGAAGCCUUAUGCUUGCUCUUGGGAUGGCUGUGGCUGGAGGUUCGCUCGCUCUGAUGAACUGACGCGCCACUACCGGAAGCACACUGGCCAGCGACCCUUCUGCUGCGGACUCUGCCCACGUGCCUUUUCGCGCUCUGACCACUUAGCUUUGCAUAUGAAGCGUCACCUCUGAGCUCCGGUCCUGCACAGACCCAAGAGUGGAUCCAAGGAUGGUCUUUCAAAGGAUGGGCCAAUAUUGGACUUAUAGCCCUACAGACCUACCCAGAUCAAGAACUGACCCGUAGACAAUGCAAAGGAGCCUUCAACAGAAUCCUCACACGUCCCCAGGGAGCCACACAGAAACAUCUGAUGGCCCCACAGACCCAGCAAGACAAGUCACCAAUAAAUAAACUCAGAUGGACCCUUACCAGUGCAGGAGUGACCCUGAGUCUUAUGGAGUGGGGUGAGAGUUCCCAGAGUCUAGAA